This is a messenger RNA of Paramecium octaurelia, 1882 nucleotides long. The record is from the annotation of a GenBank genome assembly. NCBI's taxonomy places the organism in Eukaryota, Ciliophora, Oligohymenophorea, Peniculida, Parameciidae.
AUGAAUCGACUCAGAGUCCUCAGGAAUUUGACAAUCCCCAAAUUGUUUAGCAGAGUCAGUUGUUUAGCCUUACCUUAUCUAAUUUACCAUAACUAUCGAAAUAAUCCUAUUCAUUGUUCUAAUGAAGGUAAAUCUUAUGUUCAUAUCACUUCCCAGUUCGACAAAUGAAUCAAUCUAUGUUUGUUCAAAAUAUUCUUGGAAAUAGGAAGGAUUAUUUCUUUUUGGUAAUCUACAAAGAAGAAGUGGAUGGAGGAUAUGGAGAGAAAGAAGCUAUUGAAGUAGCUAAAAAAUUGUAAUAAAUAGCUGAUAAACUUUAAAUCAAUUGUAUUUUCAAUUAGCUUAUAUAGGCCAUGUAUAUACUGUGUCUAGACCUUCCUUAAAAUUGAUCACUAAAUUAGUCAAUAGAGUUAAAAAUGUUAAGAUUUAUGAGGAAGAGGAGUUUUAAAAAAUUGAAAUAUAUUUUAAAACACCUCAUUCAGAUGAUUAUGUUUACUUUCCUUUUAAAAAACACAACUUUUAUUAAGAAAAUAAUUAAGCUAAAAUUUUGUAAUACCUAUUAAUCACAAUAGAACGCGAGUAUCGAGAUUCUUUGAUUUGUACUAAACAGUAACAACAAAGGAAUAGUUUUAAUCAACUAUUUUAGAAAGCUAUUAUUAAUUAGACUCUCCUGUUUUCAUAAAAUCAAAUAGUUCUGAUGCUUAACUUAAAUAAUUUAAGAAAAUUUCUUUUUAGUUUUUGGAAAAAAAGACUGUAAAUUAAAACUCAAAAUUCCUAAUUAUAGACAAUAAAGAACUAUGCCAAGAAUUGUAAUUAAAAGACGAUGAUAUAUUAUUGUUAAGAAAUGAUAUCUUGCAAAAAUAUCAAAAUUGCAUCAUCAAUGAAAACAAUCAAAUAAUACCAUAAUUGAAAUCUAAACAAUAAAUUGAUGAAUUGAAAUAUGACUCAUUUAAUGAAUGGAAAUAAUAAAAUACCAAGUCUACAUAAAGCAUAACUACUGAUAAAAAAUAAUUAAAAAAUUAAUUCAUCUUUGACCUCCAAUAAUUUAGUUUACCAAGAAUAUUUUAUUUAAAGAAUAGCAGAAAGUCUAAUAUUGGAGCCUUUGUUAGAAAGAUCCAAAACCAUAAAUAUUAAAAUGAUAAAUUAGUUGUCAGUCUAUAAUUAGAUCCUAAACAUUAAAAUAGAUUGGAUGUAAUUUAAUUUAUUAUUGUUUUAAAUAGAAUCACAUAAGGAUAUCACUAUUCUUUAAGCUCUAUGAGAAAUAUAGGGAUAGGUUGGAGUUUGUCAUAUCAGCAACCAAUUAAUUAGAAGAAUUGCUGCCUCAUCUAAACAAAUUUCAAAGUAAGUUUGUUCUCUUUAAUAUCUUUAAUUCAAUAUCUUAUUCGAAAUAAUUGUUUCCAUAAACUGCAAAACUCUAUGAAAAAUAUUUCCUGAAAGACACUUAAUUUGUGGAGAGAUUUGAAGUAAUUGAUUAACAAUUGAACAAUUUGCUCUAAUAUCCUUCGGAGGAGAGAAUAGCCAAAAUUGAUUAUUUAUCUUAGGAUCUUGAUAAGAUUUAGGAAAUUAAUUUAGAUUAUUUUGAUUUCCUUCAAAGUAACUAAAAUAAAAAUUAACAAAUCAUUUUAUAUUAUUAAAAUGACAUAAUGACAGAGGCAUUGUUAACUAUAUUAAAAAAUCUGAAAACAAAGUAGUUUUAAUACAAUAUUCUAGUUUAAAUAUUUAUACUAUUUCAAGUCUAAAUUAGAUACCAGCUCUUUAUUCAUCAUUUCCAAAUUAAAAUGUCUUGAUAAUAAAUGGCACAGCUAUAGGAUUCCCGAAAGCAUAUGACACAAAUUUAAAUGAGUUAAAUACACAAAUCGAGAAUUUGAUCAAACAAUAUUUAUGA